CACCGAUUAUCAACUAUCAAUGGAUGUUCCUUGUGCUUCCUACUUCCUACCUCCUAAGCACUUCACAUCUUUACAUUAAUACGUUAUUCAAAUAAUUUCUUUUGCUUUUAAUUUCUUUUUCGUUCUUUAAACUUUCAUUUUACUCCAAUUGCAUCAAUAUUACUCGUAACACCUUCGAUUCAUACACGACGCCAUGUACGCUGUAAAAACACCCAGCAAGUAUAUGACCGCGAAAACUAGAAGAGGCAUUCGCCACAGUUUUGAUCGGCUGGAUUCUUUACGCGAAAACUUUAAAAAAGGCAAUGGGACAGAAGAAGAAGAGCUACCAUCUCCUGAACCGAAGCCGGUAUUUCAUUCUAAUGGCCAUCGUAAGGCUUCAAACAAGUGUCCUCCAACACCCCAAGAUGUUUUAAGUCCCCAACACGAAAAACUCAUUCACUAUAUCAAUGACUCUUGGCACUCGGUUAUAGAAGAUGAAGAAUCAUCUAUAAGUUCACAAAAAAUAAUUUACUUCAAACCCGAAAACACUGCUGAAGUUCUAAACGGUUUUCAAGCAUUUGAUUUAGACACAUAUUGGAUCAAACGUUUAUACAAUAACAUCACUAAGUCAGUGCCAUAAGUUUUUGGUAUAGUGAAUUAUUUUUUAGAAAUUAUUUUACCAGACUCGCCCAUAGCUCACAAUGUAUCAAAGACACAUGAACACUUGCGUGAAUAAUUAGUCAUUAUUAUGUCAAAAACCGUAGAAAUGAAUCUAUGUCUUUAAACACUUUGAAUGGGACAGGAGGGAAAAUAUGGCAACUAGUAGUUAAGUAGUAUACCUAGUAGUAGAAUUCAAUGUUAUAAAAAUACCAAUUUUAAAAUAUUAUUGUAAAAGUAUUGAUUUUAGUGAAUUGUUGUUUCCUCAUGAUGAACUUUUGUUUGUUUGUUUAUAGUUAUUAUUAUUUUUUUAUUAUUAUUAUUAUUAUUAUCACAUUAUACAAAUUUAUGUUGUGAGUUAUCUGAACAAGACUGAAAUUUGUGUAAAAAAAAUUACUUUAUGUGCGAUCAUUUUAUUUUUAAUCCUCAUUGUUUUGAAUAUUAUGAGACCUAAAGCCAAUAUUUUUGUUUGUUAAAGUUUGUAGUUACUUUUUUAUUGUUUGUAAAAAUAUUAUAUAAUGAUCAAUUCCCAACGGUUAUAAUAUUGGCUUUUUGUCUUAUUUAUGUAAAAUUUCUGUUAAAAAAAACAACAUUUUCCUUAUUUACUCAUUAUUUAUUUUUGAACAUUCAAAAAACUGAAAGGGAAUAUUUAAAAUAAAAAAAUUAUUUCAACUCACGUUUCGCCUGAUCAACAUUUAUUUGCUUUGGUAAUAUGUAAUAACAAACAACUAGUUCCUAGGAAUUUAUUUUUGUAUAUCAAUUCAAUUAUUUUUUUAAUACAUAGAAAGACUGACGAGCUUUUAAAAUACACAUUUUUAAAGCCUCGUAUUAUAGACCAAAACUUCAUUUGAAUUGGUAUAUUAAUAUUAACUUUUUUGUUAUAAAUUGUUAUUAGCUACUGUUACUUAUAUGCCUACAAUAGGUGUUAGAUGAUUAAAUUAUUUUGUUGUUUAAUUGUUGGUAAU
Molecule: messenger RNA, 1601 nt
Organism: Myzus persicae (green peach aphid)
Lineage: Eukaryota; Metazoa; Arthropoda; Insecta; Hemiptera; Aphididae
Exons: 6
Coding region: 194-619 (141 amino acids)
Source: RefSeq, a predicted model, not a curated record